This is a messenger RNA of Baudoinia panamericana UAMH 10762, 862 nucleotides long. RefSeq lists its product as uncharacterized. The record is from RefSeq and is a predicted model, not a curated record. The transcript has a single exon. Lineage: Eukaryota; Fungi; Ascomycota; Dothideomycetes; Mycosphaerellales; Teratosphaeriaceae. Bases 305 to 526 code for a protein of 73 amino acids.
GCUGUCUGUGGCUUCAUCGUUCUAUAUGCUGUGUCGUGUGGGAAAGUCCGAAUUUGACAGCCACUCUCGCUCCGAGUGUCGGCGCUUUGGUCGAGCUCGCGGACUUCUCGGAAGGCGAUUCGGUCAGUAGUCAGCCGUCAGCCUCCGAUGACAUCGCGGAGACGGCUGCGUUGUAUUGCGACGACCUGUCAACCCCUUGGAGUGGGGGCGUUCCUACAGCCCCACCAAGCACGGUCGAGAGUCCGUAAGCUUGUCGAACGAUGACCGGUUUGCGAUUUAUCGAGUGCCAUUAAAAUGGUGAAACAUGGUUACCUCGAUGAGCAACAAACUCGGUAGAUGGUCAUUGUGUCUCACCGAUCUGAGUGCAUACUUUUCGGCGUGCAGCAUACGACAAUGUCGAGUUACCCAAGGUUCGACCAGACAAUUUCCCGGUUUCAUCAACGGGCCGCCCAAAGAAUCGCCAACUGUGGCUGGGUGCGGGAGCAGGGGUAGUCGUGUUUCGCAAUGCUUUUCGAGACAUGGGUGAAGCAUGCAGAGAACACGCGCUACAGAAAACCGUCGCCGUUCGAGAACUCUGGAAUGGCGACGCUGCUUUAGCUUGCAGACAUGAUCGGUGGCUGCUACAGAAUCAGUACCUGCACCGGCCCAUCGUCCGCGCUGUCGAUACAGCAUGAAACCGUGACCGAACUUCACGAUGACUCUCAAGGUAGUGUACGGACGACCAUGCCGGCACCCUCCCCGCUGGCGUCCCACCCUCGCCGAGUAGAGGUAAUUGCAGGCUGAGAGCCACCACAAUCCUCUGCCGCCGCAGACCCGCUAGUAUUUUUCGACAAGGAUGCUGUCACAGAACCUUGUCCCACUG